GGUCUAGUGGUAUGAUUCUCGCUUAGGGUGCGAGAGGUCCCGAGUUCAAUUCUCGGAAUGCCCCUUUUUUGUGUCUCUCUCUCGGGCUUCUCUCUUGGGCUUUACUCUUCUCUCUCGUUUUACAUCUUUGUCUCUAGGGUUGAUACUGGGCUUUACUCUCCUCUCUCUCUAUAUCGGGCUCUCUCUAGAAUUGAUAUUGCCAUAUUGGGAUUUCGUAAAAGGUGUGAAGUUUUAAUUCACAAGCAGCAGCAGCUAUAUCGCAUCGGCGAAAGAAUGGAAAAUGGAGAGCAUUUGCAGAGAGAAUCGAAAGAGGAAAUCGUUGCUAUAUAUUCAGAUUUCAUGAUGAGGAUCGGACAAUUUGAUGACCUAGUGUCUGUGGGUAGCCGGUUUCUUGUCAGCUUUCAGCAAGCUCUUGGGUUCUUAAGACGGCCUCCAAUCGAUAAGACUUCGACAUUGGUGGAGCGCAUUAUUAAUGCUCAUGGAUCGAGAAGGUUUCUGUCUUAUUUUCAAGCUGGAUGUGCCCACAAUCAUGACAGGGUACAAAAUGUGAGCAAGUUGCAUACAUGCCAUCUUGGACUUCAAGACUACAUAAGUAAAGCUAAAGUUGUUGUCGAUGAACUCGAAUCCUUUCUGGGAAAUGCAGCAUCCGUCGUGCAAACUUCAAAUGAUAACAACAGAGAAGAUAAUAGUUUCAACUCAGUUUUAUAUAUUGCUUCAUCUGAGCAAACUGCAACUGUGAAAGAUGAAGAUUUUAAUUCCAACUUGAAUUCAUUUAUUACUUCAACUGACCAAGAUCAGGGAAGACCUGAUCUUGAACACUAUGGUACCAUGAUGGCUAUCAUAUACAGUAUGGUGAAACAAGACUACACAAUGCAGGACCGAAUAGUCUCCUCCCUCAACCUCAAGUCUUCACAGGAAGAACUGGAGACCUAUUGCCAGAUGUGGUCUCUGCGGCCGUUUGUAGACGAUGACAUGGUGCGUAGAGCUUGGAAUCUCGUCCCCGGGCGCUGAGGUUUUCCGGCUCAUUAGUGUGGAGGCUCUUCUUUUGGUAGAGAAGGUGAAGAUCUUCAUUUUCUUCCGUUGUUCCUCACUUCUAGUUUGGACUAUAACUAGUUAGUAGAUUUAAAUGUAGUUGUUUUGAAUGAAUUUAUGACAUACUCCAGUAUGAAACAUCAAUAGAAACAAUGAAAGAGACCUAAAUAUUUGGUUAAUAUCGUGAAUUGUGUAUCCUAUUACUAUGAAUGAAAAUGGCCAACUUUUUUGUAGUA
Molecule: messenger RNA, 1268 nt
Organism: Salvia splendens (bonfire salvia)
Lineage: Eukaryota; Viridiplantae; Streptophyta; Magnoliopsida; Lamiales; Lamiaceae
Exons: 7
Coding region: 58-1011 (317 amino acids)
Source: RefSeq, a predicted model, not a curated record